AGUGUCAAGUGGUACGCAGCAGUACAUGCAGUAGCUAGUAAUCUCCCAAGAGCAAGAGGGGUCAAUCGAUCGACCUCUUUGCUCUAGUUAGCUGGGCUUUGUUUAGAGCAGGAGAUCAGUAUCAGACCAAGUACCCGCCAAGAUGGCUGCCGUUGGGAGCCCUUUGAUCUUUGCUGUGGGCAUCCUAGGCAACAUCUUGUCGUUCCUGGUUAUCCUGGCGCCGGUGCCGACGUUCUACCGUGUGUACAAGAGGAAGUCGACGGAGUCGUUCCAGUCAGUCCCCUACGCGAUGGCGCUGCUGAGCGCAAUGCUGUGGCUCUACUACGCGCUGCUCACAAAGGACCUCCUCCUCCUCACCAUCAACACCGUGGGGUGCGUCGUCGAGACCGCCUACCUCGCCAUCUACCUCGCCUACGCGCCCAAGCAAGCCAAGGCCUUCACCGCCAAGCUCGUGUGCAUCAUGAACGUGGCGCUCUACGGGGCCAUGGUCUGCGUCCUGCAGCUGCUGGUGAGGGACGGCGAGAGCCGCGUCACCAUCGCCGGCGGCAUCGGGUCCGCCUUCGCUCUCGCCGUCUUCGUCGCCCCUCUCGCCAUCAUCAGGCAAGUGAUCAGGACCAAGAGCGUGGAGUUCCUGCCCUUCUGGCUGUCCUUCUUUCUCACCAUCAGCGCCGUCGUCUGGUUCUUCUACGGCCUACUCAUGAAAGAUUUCUUCGUAGCGACACCCAACGUGCUGGGGUUGCUGUUCGGGCUGGCCCAGAUGGCGCUGCACCUGGUGUACAAGAACCCCAAGAAGAAGGGCGACGUGUCGGAGGUCCAGCUCCCGGACGACGACGAGAAGAACCAGCUGCCACUUCAUCAUCAGCAGCAGCAGCAGGCCGGCACAACGGGACACGUCGUUGCGCCGCCGAUCAUCGACGACGGCGAGCAGGUCGUGAACGGCAGCGAGGACGACGUAGGCGGCAACAAGCAGCAGAGCGUGUCCGUGAUGGACAUCGUGCUGCCACCCCCGGAGGAGCACCCUACACUGCCGCCGCUCGACCACCCUGCACCACUGCCGCCCAUGAGGAUGGCCGUCGAGGUGGUCUGAUCGAUCUACGCACCUGAGUUGCGUUCCGGAGCAGACGACGACUGACCUAACUAUCUGCGGUAUGGUAUGUUUAUCGAACGCGGGCGCGCCACCAUGCAUGUAUGCAUGCGUACGUCUGUCUAUGUCUUGUGUUGGUUAUAUAUAAACUUCAUUCCAAUCCGAUACGUAUGUUGUUCGUUAAUUACUGGAGUAGUAGUAGUUAACUAGUAGUGGUAAUACGGACGUAGGAAUGAAAAGGUGUGGGCUCGUCUGAUCUGAUCAUCUAGCUAUGGAACUGGAGUCGUGUACUCGUGUAGAGCAUCCUCUGCUGUAUGCUGGCCUCUUGCAGCGCUUGGACAUGCAUAGUGUCUAUGAUCAAAUAAAAAGCUCAUAUUUUUCUUUU
Molecule: messenger RNA, 1469 nt
Organism: Hordeum vulgare subsp. vulgare (domesticated barley)
Lineage: Eukaryota; Viridiplantae; Streptophyta; Magnoliopsida; Poales; Poaceae
Product: bidirectional sugar transporter SWEET12-like
Exons: 4
Coding region: 143-1087 (314 amino acids)
Biological process (GO): carbohydrate transport
Cellular component (GO): membrane
Molecular function (GO): sugar transmembrane transporter activity
Source: RefSeq, a predicted model, not a curated record